AUGUCUAAGCUGACCUCUGGCAAACCACACGAACAGCGGAAGCUGUCGAAAUAUGGCGGCUCAUCGACGACGGACAGUGGGCCUAUGAUGAUGCUUAGAAGUCUAUACGAUGGCUCUGAAAAGUCCUCAAUUGAAGCCAUCCGCUACUUAAAGGAGUUGAAGUUCAAUGCCUUACGAGCUGACGUUGAUGGGGAAACUAAGUUAUUUAACUGGAGUCUUCAAAGGAAGCUUGAGUCGCUUGACACUUUGACCGAUCGACGGGUUCUUGAUCUCCACGAUGCAUCAGAAUUGAAAGCUCAGCAAUAUCUCACAAAAGUGAUUGAUGCCAUUUCAUUCAGCGUCUACAUGAAAUUUUAUGAGGAAAUGAAGAUUUUAUGUAUCACGUUUCCUCACAACGAUGAGCCUCAUCCUCAUUGGUGCAGAGAGGCUUGGACGCUACUUGCACGGAUAUACCAAUUUAUGGACGACUACGAUCGUUUAGGGAACGUGCUUGAGCUUCUUGCUAUGCUCAUUCCUAAGGAGAACGAGCUUUCGACGGAGUAUGAGGAUAGCAUCCGACCAUUUCGAAAGCAAGUAUAUGAUUUGAAAGCAGAGGACGUGCUUGAUGGUUCCAAAGAAGCGGAAGUGCGUGAUAUCAUUGUUUCCGUUUUGAAUAUUUUACCCAAUUGGUUUUCAUUAUUUUGA
Molecule: messenger RNA, 684 nt
Organism: Diutina rugosa
Lineage: Eukaryota; Fungi; Ascomycota; Pichiomycetes; Serinales; Debaryomycetaceae
Exons: 1
Coding region: 1-684 (227 amino acids)
Source: RefSeq, a predicted model, not a curated record